AUGAUUAAAGAUACUUUACAAAUUGAUGAAACUUUACAUUCAGACGAAGGUGUUGGUAAAUUAGUAUCAUGGAAUGACCGUUAUGAAGCUGUCAUGCAAACUGAUGGAAACUGGGUAGUUUAUUCAAUUCCUAAAAGUAGUGAAGAAAAAAGAAGAGUAAUAUUCGCAUCACACUCUGAAAAACACGGCCAUCACCCAUAUAGAAUGAUCAUGCAAGGUGAUGGAAACCUCUGUUUAUAUGAUACCAAAAACCACUGUACAUGGUCAAGUAACACAUGUAAUAAAAAAACCCAUAAAUCUGGACCAUACUUUGUUAGACUAUACGACUCUGGUUCAUUAAAAGUAUUUGAUGGAAGCAACGAUACCCUUUGGUCAUCUCCAAUAGACUCUGCUUUAGGCAAAUGCUAA
This is a messenger RNA of Dictyostelium purpureum, 408 nucleotides long. RefSeq lists its product as uncharacterized. The transcript is spliced from 2 exons. Bases 1 to 408 code for a protein of 135 amino acids. NCBI's taxonomy places the organism in Eukaryota, Evosea, Eumycetozoa, Dictyosteliales, Dictyosteliaceae. The record is from RefSeq and is a predicted model, not a curated record.